This is a messenger RNA of Mangifera indica (mango), 435 nucleotides long. RefSeq lists its product as uncharacterized. The coding region runs from base 1 to 435 and encodes 144 amino acids. NCBI's taxonomy places the organism in Eukaryota, Viridiplantae, Streptophyta, Magnoliopsida, Sapindales, Anacardiaceae. The transcript is spliced from 2 exons. The record is from RefSeq and is a predicted model, not a curated record.
AUGGAGGUACAACAAAAACAAAAUGAGAUCUUCAUAUGUCAACAGAAAUAUGCCAAGGAAAUUCUCAAGAAGUUCAACAUGAUGGAAUGCAAGCCAACUACAACUCUAAUGAAUCAAAAGGAGAAGUUUUGUAAAGAAGAUGAAGCUGAAAAGGUUUAUGAAGGACUUUAUAAGAGCCUCAUAGGUUGCUUAAUGUACUUGACUGCAACUCGACUAGAUAUUACGAAUGUUUUCAGUCAAGUAAAAAAUUUCUGUCUCUAUGGUUAUUCUGAUAGUGAUUGGGCUAGUUGUGUUAAUGACAUGAGAAGUACUUCAGGUUAUUGUUUUAGCUUUGGCUCUGGUAUUUUCUCAUGGUGUUCUAAAAAGCAAGAAGUCAUAGCUCAAUCCACAGCAGAAGCAAAAUAUGUAGCUACUGUUGUGAAUCAAGCUCUCUAG